This is a messenger RNA of Cucurbita pepo subsp. pepo (vegetable marrow), 636 nucleotides long. RefSeq lists its product as uncharacterized. The record is from RefSeq and is a predicted model, not a curated record. Lineage: Eukaryota; Viridiplantae; Streptophyta; Magnoliopsida; Cucurbitales; Cucurbitaceae.
AUGGCUCAUGAUUUAGUGUCCCCAAAUUCCACCCCCAAAAAAUCCAGAAAUGGACUCAAAACCCACAACAGAGACAAGAAAAACCCCUACUCCGACCGCGGCCUCGACAAAUUCUCUGCCCUUUUAACCGAUCUCGAACAGAAAAGGAAGAAAAUUUACUCUCAAACCGACCCAGAAAACAUCGUUAUGCUCCGUUUUGCUUACAAGAAUUCAAAGGAGUGCGUCCCUGUGGUGGUGAAACAGAAGGACAAGAAAGAAGACAAGCAUACGACUGAUUCAGAAGCCAUGGCGACGAGGCCUCAACAGAACACACGACCGACAACCCACAAGCACUCUGACAAGAAGAGCUCCCUACGAGUGAGAAACUUGAGGAGAUUGAGCAAACCAUCUUAUUAUAUUACAGCCAUGGUGAUCUUGAUUCUGUUUCUGCUGAGUGUUUUUGGGAGAUCGGUGACCAUUAUGUGCACUUGUAUUGUUUGGUAUUUGAUCCCUGUUUUGAAACAGAGUUCCUCAAAGUACCGACCCACAACAAGGCGAAAGGAAAACGUAAGAAUUUCGAUUCCAAAUAAAAUGGAACACCCAGAUGGAAUCUCUGCUGUUUCUUCUCCAAUUCGAGCUCAUCGCAAAAGCUGGUAA